CUACCCAUCCAUCCAUCCAUCCAUCCAUCACCCAUCCAUCCAUCCAUCCAUCACCCAUCCAUCUACUCACCCAUCCAUCCAUCCAUCCAUCCAUCUACUCAUCCAUCCAUCCACCCAUCCAUCCAUGCAUUUAUCUAUCUAUCCAUCCACUCAUCCAUCCAUCUAUCCAUCCAUCCAUCCAUCCAUCUACCCAUCCAUCCAUCCGUCAUCCAUCCAUCUACUCAUCCAUCCAUCCACCCAUCCAUCAUCCAUCCAUCUACUCAUCCAUCCAUCUAUCCAUCCAUCCAUCCAUCCAUCCAUCUACCCAUCCAUGCAUUUAUCCAUCUAUCCACUCCUUUUUCCAUCCACCACCUAACAAAUGAUUACAGAGCCCGUGUCUCUGUCUAUCCACCCAUCUAUCCAUCCAUCUAUCCAUCCAUCUAUCCAUCUAUCCACCCAUCUAUCCAUCCAUCCAUCCAUUUAUCUAUCUAUCCAUCUAUCUAUCUGUCUGUCUGUCUAUCUAUCUAUCAUCUAUCUACCUACCUAACCACCUAAUCUACAUAUGCAUGCAUCUA
Molecule: messenger RNA, 554 nt
Organism: Camelus dromedarius (Arabian camel)
Lineage: Eukaryota; Metazoa; Chordata; Mammalia; Artiodactyla; Camelidae
Product: guanine nucleotide exchange factor subunit RIC1-like
Exons: 2
Source: RefSeq, a predicted model, not a curated record